CGCUACCUUUAAAAUUUGAGUACAAAUAAAUAUACUUUUUUUUCAUAAUGGGUUUUUUAUUUGUUACGUUUUUAUUUUCUAUAAUAGCUUUAAUAAAUGCUAUUGAAAUUUUGUAUCCUAAAGCUGGUGAUAAAUUGCAAGCCGGUUUACAUGAAGUUAAAUGGACUACUGAAAGUGCCACUUCUAUAGAUAAGGUUAAUGUGUUUCUUUUUAAUGACAAGGAAUCCCCCCCUUUUUACCUUCAGCUAGCAGCUGAUGUUACUUUUUCUAAUGGAAAAGUUAGCGUUCCUAUACCUUAUAAUGUCGUUCCUGGUCCUGAUUAUACUAUUUUACUUACUGCGAAAAAUCCAUAUGAUGUUUACGCUACUAGUGGUUCUUUUAGUAUUGCAGAGUCUAAACUUUCAGCCGACGCUUGUGUUAAUUUUCUUAAUGAAGAUGGUUCAUCCACUAUUGGUCCUGUACCUGGUAAAGUUAAGCCUGUUUCUACUGAUCUUGUAUCACCUCUGCCACCUGCACCUCCUGAUGAAGACUUUGAAGAUUGUGACGAAUGUGAUGAAUGUGAGGAAUGCGGUGAAUGUGAGCCAGAUGAAGGAUGUGGCUGUGAUGGUGAUGAUGGUGAUGGUGAUGGUGAUGGUGAUGAUGAUGAUGAGCAUGAUCACGAACAUGGACACGAUCAUGAUCAUGAAGACGGACAAGAACAUGAAGAUGAAGAUGGACACGAUCACGGACACGAGCAUGAAGAUGGACACGAACAUCAUCACCAUGAUCACGAUGAUCAUCAUCAUGAACACGAUGAUGAUAAAGCAAAAAUAGCUAAUAUUGGUUCUACAAAUAUAAUUGCUAGAUUUUGGUUAGCAAUGAUAGCUACUAUUUCUAGCAUAUUAUUUCUAUGAAAAUAUUGAUAUAACUGUUUUGAUUUAGAAACAGCAUAGCACAUG
Messenger RNA from Pneumocystis carinii B80, 938 nucleotides. RefSeq lists its product as hypothetical. NCBI's taxonomy places the organism in Eukaryota, Fungi, Ascomycota, Pneumocystomycetes, Pneumocystales, Pneumocystaceae. The record is from RefSeq and is a predicted model, not a curated record. The transcript has 5 exons. Bases 48 to 893 code for a protein of 281 amino acids.